AUACACACACGGUCAUAUAUACUACACAUCGUUAGUUAGUAUUAUUGAGGGGAGAAGCAGCGUGUAGAUUGUAUAAAUGGCAAGUAAAACAUUGCGGAAUAUAUUAAAAUUAUGGAAAGUUAUUCUUGGUUUUGUUCUACUUUUCAUCAUAAUACCUGUAGCAUUAGUAAGUCCAGACAAGAAAUUGAGAGCGGGAUGUGUUUGCAUUCUAAUGGCAAUAUUUUGGAUGUUGGAGAUAUUACCUUUGCCUGUUACAUCGUUAAUGCCUGUAGUGUUACUUCCUAUAUUCGGUGUAGUUAAUACGGAUGAACUUAGUCGACUUUAUAUGAAAGAAACCAUUAUGAUGUUUAUAGGAGGAUUGACGUUGGCUGUGGCCAUAGAACAUUGUAACUUACACAAGAGGGUUGCACUUAAAGUUUUAUUAGUGAUGAAUAGAGGAGUACACUGGUUGAUGUUGGGUUUUAUGUUAAUUACUAUGUUCCUGUCUAUGUGGAUCUCUAACACUGCCACUACUGCCAUGAUGGUGCCUAUCAUCGAGGCAAUUAUCGAAGAACUUAAGAAAAAGGUUAACAAAUACAAUGCCAUAAAUCUGGAAGACAUUAGUGUGCAGAACGAUAAAGAAGUGAAAACGAUUUGUACCGUAUCCAACUCGAACAUAGAACGAAUUAAUGGAGAUAAUGAAAAUGAUAAAACAUUCAAAAGAAUGCGGAUUGCAUUAAUGUUGAGCAUCUGUUACGCUGCCAAUUGCGGAGGAACUGGAUCAUUGACAGGAACUGGCCCUAACUUAGUUAUGAAAGGGAUGCUCGAAGAAAAAUUUCCACAAUCCAGAGAAAUAACAUUUGCCACCUGGAUGAUGUACAAUGUGCCUGGGAUGUUGAUUUGUGUAUUUUUAGCGUGGAUAUAUUUGACAUUUGUUAUCAUGAAAUACAGAGGAAAAGAUUCCGAUGAUCAAACAAUAACGGAAGCGAUAAGAAAAAAGUACUUAGAAUUAGGAAGAAUUACAUUCCACGAAUGCGCCGUUUUAAUAUUGUUUAUUAUUUUAGUGAUUUUAUGGUUGUUCAGGGAUCCGAAAUUCAUUCCAGGAUGGGUGGAACUGUUCGAUCCAACGGUGGAAGUAGAUGAUGCCACACCAGCCAUAGCCAUUGCCAUAUUACUCUUUCUAAUUCCGGCCAAACCUAAACAAUUAGGAAGAAGUCCACCAUUAUUAGACUGGAAAACGGCUCAAUUGAAAUUACCUUGGGGGAUUAUCUUGCUAAUUGGUGGUGGAUUUGCCAUGGCUAAAGGUGCUGAAACAUCACACUUAGACGAAUGGAUAGGACAUCAAUUGACAUAUUUCGAGUAUCUUCCCACAGAAGCCAUAAUUGCACUGAUGUGUUUCAUUACUUUAUUUCUUACUGAAAUCACUAGCAAUACGGCGGUGGCAACUAUAGUUUUACCCGUUAUGAUACAACUAGCAGUAUUCUUAAAAAUAAAUCCCUUAUUUUUAAUGUUACCCGUUACGGUAUCCACUUCUUAUGCAUUUCUCUUACCAGUUGCCACUCCUCCAAAUGCCAUUGUUUUCGAUGCUUCAAAAAUGAAGGUUACUGACAUGAUGAAAGCUGGAAUUGCCAUGAAUAUCAUCUGUUUAGUGGUACAGUUUACCAUGAUCAAUACAUUAGGCAAAGUUAUGUUUAAUUUAGACACUUUUCCUGCUUGGGCGGCAGCAGCAGUAAAUAACACUGAACUUCAAAUGCAAAAUAUGACAUUUUUUCAGACGUAAACGAGCAAUAUCGUGCAAUAAUUCCGUGUAUUAUAGGUUGUGAAAAAAA
This is a messenger RNA of Centruroides sculpturatus (bark scorpion), 1808 nucleotides long. Its product is annotated as solute carrier family 13 member 5-like. Gene Ontology annotation, cellular component: membrane. Bases 77 to 1759 code for a protein of 560 amino acids. Gene Ontology annotation, molecular function: citrate transmembrane transporter activity; succinate transmembrane transporter activity. Lineage: Eukaryota; Metazoa; Arthropoda; Arachnida; Scorpiones; Buthidae. Gene Ontology annotation, biological process: monoatomic anion transmembrane transport; citrate transport. The record is from RefSeq and is a predicted model, not a curated record. The transcript has 13 exons.